Messenger RNA from Rotaria socialis, 1182 nucleotides. The record is from the annotation of a GenBank genome assembly. Lineage: Eukaryota; Metazoa; Rotifera; Eurotatoria; Philodinida; Philodinidae.
AUGACUGCAAUAGGUAAUGCCACUAUGGGUUCUCACGAUGCAGGAGGACAUGCGAUUGGUACAGUGAUUUUAUUUUUAUCGUUUGCUGUCUUGGCUGGGUGCAUAUGCAAAUUAAUACUUUCGCAAGUAUUGAAAAAUAAAUUCCCUGCUCCAUUCACAGUGAUCGUACUAAUUUUUGGCUUCACUGUCGGAAUGAUUAUCUCCCAUACUUAUGGUAUGAGCAAUGAUUUUUUACUUGGUGAAAAAGAAUUGAGAGAAAUUAAUCCUCAUCUUAUUUAUUAUAUUUUUUUUCCGUUGCUGAUAUUUGAUUCUGCUUUUAACAGCCGUUUUCAUGUUAUUCGACCACAAAUAAUAUCUGCUAUACUUCUCGCUGGCCCCGGUGUGCUCAUUUCUAUUACUAUUGUUGCAGUGUUUGCCACCUACAUAUUUCCUUAUCAUUGGUCUUGGCUACUUAGUAUAAUGUUUGGAAGUAUUCUGAGUGCAACAGAUCCCGUUGUUGUUGUGGCAUUACUACACGAAUCAGGAGCGAGUAAAUCAUUAGCAGCAUUGAUCGACCUUGAAUCAUUAUUGAAUGAUGGUUCUGCUUUUGUCAUCUUUAUGAUUUUUCGAGAUAUUGUCGUCGGUAAAAGUGAUGGUGCCAAAAAAAUUAUUAUUGAUAUCUUCAAGUUCACUAUCGGCGGUCCAGUUUUUGGCAUUGCCUGUGGCGUCAUUGCUGUAAUCGCUCUGAAUAUGGCCCAUAAUAAACUUGAAGUUGAAAUUAUAUCGACUUUUGGUCUUGCCUAUUUGAUUUUUUACGUUGCCGAUGUUGAACUCGAGGUUUCAGCUGUCUUGGCACUUGUGGCAAUGGGACUUUUCAUGGCCAAAUAUAAAUAUUGUAUCAGUAGUCAAGUGCAAGUUCCAAUGGCCAAUACUUGGCGCAUCAUUACUGAUUUUGCAAAUAUUCUCAUUUUUAUCAUUACUGGUAUUAUUUUGGCUCACUCACUAAUCGACACGAAAACAACUAUUGUCGCACGUGAUUUUGGAUUUUCUAUUCUAUUGUAUAUUGCUCUUCAUCUUGGACGUCUAUUAUCCGUCAUUGUACUCCAUCCAUUUAUACGCUGGAGUGGUGUGCGUCUAUCUUUGAAAGAACAAAUAGUUCUGAUCUGGAGCGGUUUAAGAGGAACACAAUCCUUAUGGGAUUAA